This is a messenger RNA of Acaulospora colombiana, 785 nucleotides long. NCBI's taxonomy places the organism in Eukaryota, Fungi, Glomeromycota, Glomeromycetes, Diversisporales, Acaulosporaceae. The record is from the annotation of a GenBank genome assembly.
AUGUCGACCACUUCCGCUUCUCACAAUGCGACCGAAGAAAAGCAGGCUCCCACUUUAGCCGAAGUGGUUAGAAAGUUGGACACAGAAAAUCUUAUCGAAUUUUUGCGUGGGGAAGAAGACUUGCAACUUGACGAAGACGAUUUCAAAAUCCUCCGUGAUGAGAAGAUCGCUGGCCAUAAUUUCCUCAAGUUGAGCAAACAAGAUUUCAGGGAUUGCGGGUUUAAAGUGGGACCUGCUACGACUCUUGUGGAAUUUGCCAAGGAAGUUAAAGAGAAAAAAUUGAGGGCGUUUUCGUCGUACCGCAGUCUGAGAGAAGUGUUAUUAAAAUAUGGCUUUGAUAUUGAUGGUGUGGAAGCCAUUCCAUUGUUCGAACUUCCGCGAUACGAGAUCCAAGACAACGACCAGCAUUUUGCACAUUGCAUGGCAGAUAUUUUGUUCAGGAUGAAACAUUACGGGUCCUUAGUCUUGGAUAGUUUGGAAUCCAUGCGAAACGAAUACGUAUCGACAUUACUCCACACAGCUCUCCAUAUCGCAGGAGACUUAACUAGCAAAGAAUUUAGCAUGAGACCAGAAUACGAAAUCGUUGGUGAUGAAAGUUCCGGACGAGUUGAUUAUGGAAUCAAGGAGUCCGAAAACCUAAUCUGUGUUACCGAAGAUAAGGUUCAGAGUAGUAUACUCGAAGGGUUUGCCCAAAAUAUAAAACAACUCGAAAGCUCGUAUGAAACGAACAAGAAAAAACGAAAGCGGGAAGAUGAUGAUUUCGACUAUCUCUACGGAAUCGUGAC